Alternaria alternata is the source of this 1848-nucleotide messenger RNA. RefSeq names its product Sulfide:quinone oxidoreductase mitochondrial precursor. Gene Ontology annotation, cellular component: mitochondrion. The transcript is spliced from 2 exons. The coding region runs from base 224 to 1570 and encodes 448 amino acids. Lineage: Eukaryota; Fungi; Ascomycota; Dothideomycetes; Pleosporales; Pleosporaceae. The record is from RefSeq and is a predicted model, not a curated record. Gene Ontology annotation, molecular function: FAD binding; sulfide:quinone oxidoreductase activity.
GCUGACUUACUCUUUGGACGAUGUCGUGAUCGCGCUAGUAACAUCUUCACCUCGCUCAUUGGCCGUUCAUCAGUCACUAGUCUGCGACCCACAUGGCAUAAAAUGUUUAGUCGGGGGUAUCGGAGACACCACACGCUUCACUGUGUCGGCCCUCUGUCUGUCUCUACAUCCACUUUUCCUUUACUUUCUUAGCCAUCGCGGACUGUCGCCGAAAGUUGAUACCAUGUCCGCACUAGCUCGAAACCGCGGACCACAGAUGGCGGCCACAUAUUCCAAGAUCACGCGACCAGCAUUCCAACAUUCUGUUCGCAGUCUUGCUACAGUAUCACCAGUGCAAACUGCAACACGCAACCACAAAAUCGUCGUUAUUGGUGGCGGCUCGGCAGGCAUAUCUCUCUCACAUCAACUGCUCCGAAAAGGAAACUUCUCACAAGACGACAUUGCUAUUGUCGAUCCUGCGCAAUGGCACCAUUACCAGCCUGGAUGGACGCUCGUCGGAGGUGGUUUGAAGAAGAAGGAAGACCUACGCCGUCCGUUGAAGGAUCUCAUAGACCCUAAAUUCAAGUUUUACAAUACCUCUGUGGGAAGCUUCGCACCCGAGGAAAACUACAUUACCACCGGUACCGGAGAGAAGAUUGCAUACGAACAGUUGGUCGUUGUGCCUGGUAUUACGCUCGACUAUGGUAGUGUGAAGGGCUUGAAAGAGGCGUUGAACGAGAAGGAUGCCAUGGUGAGCACUAUCUACGACUACGAGUAUUGCGACAAGGCGUAUGAGAAUGUAAAGAAAUUCAAGAAGGGUGAUGCAGUCUUUACUCAACCAGCUGGUGUGGUAAAGUGUGCUGGAGCGCCGCAGAAGAUCAUGUGGCUUGCGUUGGACUACUGGAAGAAUGCUGGACUCUACCCGUCGGAUAUCAACAUUAGCUUUGCUACCGGUCUACCUUCCAUGUUCGGUGUGCCAAAAUACGCAGCAGCUUUGGAAAAACUCCGCGUAGAGCGCGGCGUGGACGGCCUCUUCCAACACGACCUAGCCUCCAUCUCCGGAAACACAGCAACAUUCAACGUUGCAAACUCUGAACCCAUCAAGAAGCACUUCGACUUCCUCCACGUCGCACCCAAGAAUGUGCCUUGGUCUUUUGUCAAAUCCAGCCCCUUGGCCAACGAGGCAGGCUACGUCUCCGUUUCUGACUCUACCACUCAACAUACCAAGUACCCCAACGUCUGGUCCAUCGGCGACGCAUCCUCUUUGCCUACUUCCAAGACCGUUGCUGCUAUCACCGCCGAAGCGCCGGUCUUGGUGUCUAACUUGCUUUCUGCGAUGGCCGACAAGCCGCUGGAAGCCAGCUAUGAUGGUUACACAUCUUGCCCGUUGCUUACUGGGCAGAAGGAAGUUAUGCUUGCUGAGUUCAAGUAUGGUGGUGUGCCCAAGGAGACCUUCAACAGUUUACUAGGUAUUGACCAGGGCGUUCCGAGGAAGGCUUUCUAUUGGUUAAAGAAGGACUUUUUCCCGUGGGUGUAUGGAAAGUAUCACGUCAAGGGUGAGUGGGCAGGACCAAAGGGACUGGCUAGAUGAGAGAUUACUUGAUGGGGAGGAUGAUUGGAGAUCCGUGCUUGUGUCCUGUUCAGGCGCCGCGGGUGUUGUUGAGUUAUCCUGACUUUUGGGAUUGAGACACUUUGUCUUGAGAUGACACAUUUAGCGCUUUUGUUCUUCCAGCUAUGUUCAAGACCCAGCUGUUUCCGUAGCAUAAAAGUCGAAGAAGACAUCUCUUUGUCAUCUCCAUAAAUUUCCACGCAUAUAGUAGCGACAUCACGACGAGAUGAUCAUACAACAAUGAUCCCAGCAACUGAGGC